AAAAAGCAAGUGAGUCAAACAAAGAUCCGGGUGAUCUCUACCAUCCUCUUCAUCCUGGCAGGCUGCAUUGUCUUUGUGACCAUUCCUGCAGUUAUCUUCAAACACAUUGAAGGAUGGACAGCCUUGGAGUCCAUCUACUUUGUGGUUGUCACUCUGACUACUGUUGGCUUCGGUGACUUUGUAGCAGGAGGAAAUGCUGAAAUCCAUUACCGGGAGUGGUAUAAACCCUUAGUGUGGUUCUGGAUCCUUGUUGGCCUUGCCUAUUUUGCUGCUGUCCUGAGUAUGAUUGGAGACUGGUUAAGAGUCCUGUCCAAGAAGACGAAAGAAGAGGUUGGAGAAAUAAAAGCCCACGCAGCGGAGUGGAAAGCGAACGUGACAGCCGAGUUCAGAGAGACACGGAGGCGGCUCAGCGUGGAGAUCCACGACAAACUUCAGCGGGCAGCCACCAUCCGGAGCAUGGAGCGCAGGCGCCUGGGCCUGGACCAGCGAGCCCACUCCUUAGACAUUCUCUCUCCAGAGAAGCGCUCUGUCUUUACUGCCUUGGAAACAGGACGCUUCAAAGCCUCAUCUCAGGAAAGCAUCAACAACAGGCCUAACAACUUACGCCUUAAAGGGUCAGAUCAGCUUAACAAGCACGGGCAGGGGGCAUCUGAGGACAACAUCAUUAACAAGUUUGGAUCAUCUGCUAAGAUGACCAAAAGGAAAAACAAAGACCUCAAAAAGACCAUCCCUGAGGAUGUGCGUAAAAUUUACGAGACCUUCCGAAACUACUCCUUGGAUGAAGAAAAAAAGGAAGAGGAGACGGAGAAGAUGUGUAAUUCUGAGAACUCUUCUAGCACUGCAGUCCUGACCAACUGCAUCCAGCAGCACUCAGACCUGGAUAAUGGAGUGAUCCCCAACGAAACCAAAGAAAGGGAACAAGAAAACAAAGCAUUACUUGAAGACAGAAAUAAAAUGUAAAAGAUGCUUGACUUGAAUUAACAAUGUUAGUGUUUUUAUAUACGUAUAUAUCGAGACACGUGCCUUAUACAGACUCCUUCUUCAGUCUGAAUUAUAUAGCAUCUAAGAAUAUUUCACUGUGCCAUAAAGACUUAAGCUUGCUCUGCCAAAACAAAUCAGAAACACAGCACUGAAGAAUGGCAACAGAAAGCUACGCACAUGGAAAUUUCAGCCUGUAUAAGAUUACCAGGGCAAGACACAAAGGAAGAGAUUGAACCAUGGCAAUAUCACCAGAGUGCUCCUACCAUGGCAUGACAUUAGACAAAAGGCAGCUAUGUAAGAAGAGCCUUUGAAAGGGAUGAAAAAGAGUGUAUCUUUGUAAUGGAAUAUGCACCCAUGAAGCCCUUCCCUGGUGAUCAAAAAGAGGAGAAAUGAUUGGAGUGAACUAGAAACUUUUAGUAAGGCUUAGUUUA
Messenger RNA from Pterocles gutturalis (yellow-throated sandgrouse), 1412 nucleotides. RefSeq names its product potassium channel, subfamily K, member 10 (gene KCNK10). The record is from RefSeq and is a predicted model, not a curated record. The transcript has 3 exons. Gene Ontology annotation, cellular component: membrane. Gene Ontology annotation, molecular function: potassium ion leak channel activity. Gene Ontology annotation, biological process: potassium ion transmembrane transport; stabilization of membrane potential. Lineage: Eukaryota; Metazoa; Chordata; Aves; Pterocliformes; Pteroclidae. The annotation marks the transcript as partial.